GGUAGCUGUUGUUUUGGCAUCUCACCACCCUCAAUAAAUGUGUCUCAGAUCCCAUUCUCAAGGCUAAAUUCAAGAAUCUCUGAUGUGCAUUGUUCAAAAGUAACAUUAAUUUCAAUGGCACCUCGUAAGAGAAAACCUGUUCCUUCGGAGGCAAGUCGAACUGCUGAGUCUGACAAUGGUAACAAGGAAGGGAAGCAAGAAUUGAAUGAGAAUCUGCCCAGUCAUAGAGUAACCUUCAAAUCGUUGGCCAUUCGUAUGAUCGCUAUCUUCCUCUUCAUGGGUGUCGUCAGUUGGUAUUCCAAGAAAGAAGAUUUCACGGAAUUUGCUAAACAGUUAGAUUCCAUUCCUCUACGUCGUUUCAAUGUCACUUGCUCCUCAGAUUUUAAAAACGACUUAAAGAAAUUCAAGGGUUGUGCGCCAACGCAAUGUGGCAGAGUUGUCAUGGAUGGACUUAUAUCAAAGACUGAGGCAAGACAACUAAGACAAGUUGCAAUAAAUGGACUGAAAUUAGGAGGCUCAAAUGGUGGGGCGUCUAUUCUUGAUCUGCACUCGGGUGCACUUUCUAAAGGCGACUCUUUUAUCAAUAUUUAUAAGUAUUUAGAAACAGAGGGUUUAGGUAGCAUCUUCUACGAUAAUGACUUCAAACUCUACAGUUCAGUAGCUAAAAAAAUCAAGCAAGCCAUCGCAAGAGAGUUUAGCAUCCAACCAAGCAAGCUGUAUUUAACCCAUCCGACGUUCUUUUCACGGAUGACCAGUAAACCAGCUAAGACAGUGCAUGAUGAAUAUUGGCAUGCACAUGUUGACAAGGAAACAUACGAGACGUUUGACUACACUUCACUACUGUACCUGGCUGACUAUGGGACGGACUUUGAAGGAGGACGCUUUAUCUUCACUGAUAAGAGCACAAACAUGACGGUGGAACCUAAGCUAGGUAGACUAUCAUUCUUUACCUCUGGUUCCGAGAAUACACACUUUGUAGAGAAAAUCAGCAAAGGAACAAGGUAUGCUAUUACUGUAUCAUUCACAUGUGACAAGACCAAGGCAAUUAAGGAUCCUACUCAACAGAAAUCAUGAAGGAUGGAGAGGAAUGGGUGAUUAGACCUUGAACUUCCCUCUUGAAGGAGCACAGCAGUUUACCUCUGGUAAGGGACAUCUCUAUUCUACAGGCAUGUGAGUAACUAGCCAUGACAAAAAAGAGGAAAAGAGAAAACCAGGCAAGC
Asterias rubens (European starfish) is the source of this 1220-nucleotide messenger RNA. RefSeq names its product 2-oxoglutarate and iron-dependent oxygenase domain-containing protein 3-like. Gene Ontology annotation, cellular component: membrane. The coding region runs from base 115 to 1074 and encodes 319 amino acids. Gene Ontology annotation, molecular function: iron ion binding; oxidoreductase activity, acting on paired donors, with incorporation or reduction of molecular oxygen; L-ascorbic acid binding. The record is from RefSeq and is a predicted model, not a curated record. The transcript has 9 exons. NCBI's taxonomy places the organism in Eukaryota, Metazoa, Echinodermata, Asteroidea, Forcipulatida, Asteriidae.